AAUUUAUCAUUCUGCCAUCCAGGGAACCGGGUGCGGGUUCACAGGUUCACUACAUAAGGCGUUCGUGCCGUCUCGCCUGCCUGUGCCCCGCAAUAGAUAAUUACGAUUUGUGAACUUAUUACUGCUCAACAUCCUACGUUCCUGUUAUCGAAGGCUGCAAAUCAUAAUAAAUAAUAACAUAAAAAUACUAUAAAUCGUCCGUCCGUUCAGAAGACUUGAGUGACGAUGGCGAAUCCACAUUCCGGCAUACCACAACAGCAACAGAAACCGUCUCCGGAUUCAGUUUUCUAUCAGUUCUCACCAGAAGAAACCAGAGUCAUGAACGAAUGCAACAAAGAAAGUUUUUUCCAGAGGAGCCUACCAUUAUCGCUCAUCACAGGUGCUGUUUCGUAUGCUGCGGUCAAUGCCGGUUAUUUAAAGCGGAGUGUGAAAUGGGGUCCAUGGCCUAAAGUAAUGUUUGGUGGUCUGAUUGGUUAUCUAAUUGGUAAAUAUUCUUAUCAAACAAUAUGUGCUGAGAAAUUAAUGCAGCUACCUAAUAGUGAACUUGGACGAGUUCUCAGGGAACGCAGAGGAAAAGCAAGUGGUGAACUUUUUCAAGGAAGUGUCCUUAGUCCAACUAUUGUUUCAUCUGGAACUGAUACUCCAACACUUAUGAAUGAUUACAAAUCUGAUAUGGAUAUUGAUAUGCAUAAGCCUAUGAAUUCUUUAGAUACAGAUUAUAGACCCAAUUAUGAUGGUUUACCACUUAGAAAGGAUAAUGAAAUUUCAAUGUCAAAUAUUACACCUACUUCUUAUGAUGAUCUUAGGAAUCGUAAUAGGCAAGAAUAUGAUAGAACACAACCAAAUAAAAUGGCGUAUAGGCCACCGCCUCCAUCAAAUACUCAACCAAUAUGGGAUAAUCAACCUUAUUUGCCAUCUGAUCAAACAAGGAUACCUCAACCCAGGGAAUCACGUAAUCAGUAUGGAGAUGUUGUAUAGUAAAAGAUAAACUCAUUUCCCUUUUAUUAAAUGUAAUAUAAUAUUAGUUUUGUUUGUUAUAAGUUCUAAUAAAUUUUUUUCAGCAUCUGAGAA
Acyrthosiphon pisum (pea aphid) is the source of this 1071-nucleotide messenger RNA. RefSeq names its product OCIA domain-containing protein asrij (gene asrij). Gene Ontology annotation, cellular component: endosome. The transcript has 7 exons. NCBI's taxonomy places the organism in Eukaryota, Metazoa, Arthropoda, Insecta, Hemiptera, Aphididae. Bases 226 to 978 code for a protein of 250 amino acids. The record is from RefSeq and is a predicted model, not a curated record.